Molecule: messenger RNA, 783 nt
Organism: Nicotiana attenuata
Lineage: Eukaryota; Viridiplantae; Streptophyta; Magnoliopsida; Solanales; Solanaceae
Exons: 1
Coding region: 1-783 (260 amino acids)
Source: RefSeq, a predicted model, not a curated record
AUGAGCACUACUGGACAGACUCUAGAUCCUCUAGCCUCAGCCACUUCCACAGCCGACCCUGUUGUACCAGCAUCAUCAGUUGUGAGUGGAGUGGUUGAUUCAUCACAUCCCUACUAUCUUCAUCCCUCGGAUUAUCCAUGGAUGAAUCUUGUGUCCACAGUUUUUGAUGGAAGAAGCUAUGGUGGAUGGAGAAGAGCUAUAAUUGCUUUAUCUGCAAAAAAUAAGCUGGAUUUUAUUGAUGGAACUCUUACUAUUCCACAAAUUGAUUCUGGACUUCAAAGGACUUGGGCAAGGUGUAAUGACAUAGUAUUGUCAUGGUUGUUUAAUUCUCUAUCUAUGGAAAUAGGAGAGAGUGUUCUUUACCCCCAAAGUGCUAAGGACCUGUGGAGUGAUUUAGAAGACAGAUUUGGACAAACUAAUGAAGCUAAGUUAUUUCAGUUACAAAAAGAACUUAGUGUUGUGGUUCAAGGUAGCUCUACUGUAUCAACCUAUUUCACUAAGAUGAAAAGCUUAUGGGAUGAGCUUGACGCCUUGAAAACUUUCUCAACAUGUGUUUGUGAAUGUGAAUAUGGAUAUAAGGUGAAGAAUUCUAAGGCACAUCAAGAUGAAAGGUUGCUGCAAUUUUUGAUGGGGUUGAAUGACAUUUUCAUAGGUGUUAGGAAAAAUAUUUUGUUGUCCUCGCCCUUACCUUCCAUUGGGCAAGCUUAUUCACUGGUGAUACAAGAUGAGAAACAGAGAGAGAUUGAGGACAAUAAACAUUCAAAAAACAAAGUGAAAUAUUAA